CUGCUUUGCUCUCCUGUUAAGUUUAUGGAGACGCUGGAAUCUGGUUCUAUUUAUUGGAAAUGUGCGUAACCUAGGAAAUGAAUGGCAGAGUGGAGCCUGAAACACUAACAUAAAGUGGAUUGAGAUGAAUUGUUAUGACCGAAGAUUGCGGAAAACUGGGCCUCAACGGGAGAACAGCAGAAAUGAUUUAGUUUCUCCUCCAACACGUUCAAGAGUCAAUGGCUGGACCUUACCUCUACAUUCCUUCCAGCUGAUUGCUUUCGUGCUUUAUUUCUACCUGGCAGUCGUUGCCUUUGGGAUUUACAUACCAAUGUUGCCAUAUGCUUGGAAAAAUGCUGGUUAUGCUAUAAUUGGCCUGUUGUUUGUGUAUCAUUUCAUUGUCCACCUGGUUGCUGUCUCCAUUGACCCAGCAGACAACAGUGUUCGUACCAGAAAAAACUACAAUGCUCCCAUGCCAACACUUGAUCGAGCCAAGCAUCCCCAUGUCAUCCAGAACCAGCACUGCUACCUGUGUGAAGUGGAAGUGGGAGUGAAAGCCAAACACUGCAGCACUUGUAACAAAUGCAUUUCUGAUUUUGAUCAUCAUUGCAAGUGGCUGAACAACUGUGUCGGAGGACGAAACUACUGGUUUUUCUUCCAUACGGUGGUGUCAGCUGUUCUCGGUAUCCUGAUGGUUGUACUCGUUAUCCUUUAUGUUUUCAUCCAGCAGUUUGUAAAUCCAGAGGAACUUCGCACAGCUCCUCAGUUUGAAAAGGUUCGAGGAAACAACACAUGGUUGGUGUUUCUGCCCAUUGCUCCCGUGGAGACAACGCAGGCUGGAAUUUUAGUCAUAGCGGGAAUCACCAUUUUCCUCGGCCUCGCUUCACUGAUGUUACUUGGUCAUCUACUGGGCUUUCACAUUUAUCUGUUGUUCAACAAGUUAAGUACAUAUGAAUAUGUUGUACGGGAGCGUCACAUCCAGGAUGCCCGAGACCAUGGGAACAAUGCCGAGUCUGCACAGACUGCGUCCACUAGGAUGACCGCUCUUCAGGGUCUACCUACAGCAAAGUCUCAGCCAGAAAUAGAACUUGCUGCAUCCUCCAGGUUAAGUGCUUUGAAGUAUCAAGACCAAGGUCCAGUUACUAACAGACUGUCCAACAGCAUCUGUUUGGAGACUUCGAGUGUUUCCACAGCUACAAACACCUCUCACAGUGGGCAGGCUCUAAAUAAAAGACCUAAAAGUGGUUUCAAAGGAGACAGUCACAUUGAUGAGACUAAAUUCACUUCUGAGAGAAUAUCAACUGCAAGCUCUAUUCCUGAACCACUGGAGAACUCGGAAGUAACGUUACAGACUGCUCGUAAGAGCUUUCAGGAGUCUCACCGACGAAGUCUUGAGUCCAUAGAAGAGAUCCCAGUGGUACAAAACCCUCUUGGUAGUGCUGCUAUGGACAGUGGAUGCAGGGAAGGGACAGGCAAUACAGAGAAGUGCUUAGAUGCAUCCAAUCAAAGUGUGCUUCUAGACGACAUUCCGAGCUUGCUGGUAAAUCCAAGAGACUCUGCACAGUUGUCUGUGAAAGGUGCGAACCAACAACCAGCAAGGACUUCUUUAGUCAAACAGGAUGUAGAGACAGCUCAACAGAGGCACAGCCAGUUAUCCCAGCAGUCCAGCAUUGUUGGGCAGAAUACUAUGUCAGUGUAAAUUGAAGGCCUUUACUUAAUUGUACUAAAGUUUUGAAAUAUAAAAAUGGAUCGAAUCCACCAAGCUUACUCGAACUUCAUAUGAUUGGCAAGCAAUCGACAGCAUCAUCAACCGGUUGCGUUUCAGACAGAUGUGGAAUCUCUGGGAGCGGAGCUAUUUGCGUUGUGUCCCUGAUGUUUUGUCCUGGUGACAUGAUGGACUUCAUCUAACGAUAAUGAUGAAAAGAGUGAUUUAUAGAAGAAAGCAAUCUGACUAAUGUAAACAAUUCAGACCCCCAAAAUUCUGUGGGGUCCCCUCAAUUGACAUAGAUGGAGCACCCCCUCAUCACCCCCGGUGCCCCUCACCGCCCCUUGGUAGUGACCCAACCUCAAAAUGGAGACCCU
Molecule: messenger RNA, 2061 nt
Organism: Carcharodon carcharias (great white shark)
Lineage: Eukaryota; Metazoa; Chordata; Chondrichthyes; Lamniformes; Lamnidae
Gene: zdhhc11
Product: zinc finger DHHC-type containing 11
Exons: 11
Coding region: 125-1678 (517 amino acids)
Biological process (GO): peptidyl-L-cysteine S-palmitoylation; protein targeting to membrane
Cellular component (GO): endoplasmic reticulum; Golgi apparatus
Molecular function (GO): protein-cysteine S-palmitoyltransferase activity
Source: RefSeq, a predicted model, not a curated record